Molecule: messenger RNA, 2427 nt
Organism: Tribolium castaneum (red flour beetle)
Lineage: Eukaryota; Metazoa; Arthropoda; Insecta; Coleoptera; Tenebrionidae
Product: DDB1- and CUL4-associated factor 6
Biological process (GO): positive regulation of transcription by RNA polymerase II
Cellular component (GO): Cul4-RING E3 ubiquitin ligase complex; cytoplasm
Molecular function (GO): protein binding
Source: RefSeq, a predicted model, not a curated record
UCGAUAAGUUCACUUUUGUGAAGUAAAAAAUUGUGAAAUUAAUUAAAUAAUUAUUUAUUUGUUACAUCUGUUUCGGUGGAAUGCUUUGUAAAUUAAUUUCCAAUUAGUGCUGCGCUUUAUGGCCCCCUCAACCCAACGGACGGAACAUGUAUGGCAAGAAGUUUAUUUUUAGUCCACUUUGGUGAUCUUGGGGCAAGUUGCUGUGAUAAUUUAAAUAACUUAAUUAUGGAUAAUAGACCUAAAUCGAUAUUUCGGGACUUAUACAACCUUCCUUAUAAAAACAAUUUUUUCAAAUUAUCAACUAAUGCUAAAGACGACGGUGAUCUUAUACAGAGACUAGGUUUGCUCAAGAAGUUAGAAAUCCAUCAAGGCUGUGUCAACACCAUUUGUUGGAACAGCACAGGAGAGUAUAUUUUGUCGGGUUCAGACGACCAGCAUUUAAUCAUAACAAAUGGGCACACAUACAAAGUUGAAACCAAUUAUUGCACCAGCCACCAUGCGAACAUCUUCAGUGCUAAGUUCUUGCCAUGUUCUUCUGAUAAACAAAUCAUCUUACACACAGAUCUCGAAAACACCAAAAAUACUUACUACAACCAGUUCAGUUGCCAUGCAGGAACCACUUAUGAGGUGAUUACCAUACCAAAUGAUCCCAAUACGUUUCUCAGUUGUGGGGAGGAUGGCACAGUGCGUUGGUUUGAUUUGAGGACAAAGACAAGUUGCCGAAAACCGCGUUGUAAAGAAGAUAUUUUAAUUAAGUGUCAGAGAGCUGUUACAGCUCUUGCAAUAAGUCCAACUGCACCUCAUCAGCUUGCAGUUGGAUGCGCUGAUUCAACAGUGCGUAUUUAUGACAGACGUUGUCUUAGUACUCAACUCGAGGAUCAUUUAAAGGCUCGACCAUUCUGUAGUUUCAUCGCCCCAAAUCUGGAAGACCGAAGAUACAGAAUAACUUCACUCAGCUACAGUCAUGACGGUCAAGAUAUGCUAGUCUAGAUUAUCUGUAUCUAUUUAGGAUACAGGAGAAUCAGCUAGCUGAAUUAAAAAAACCCAUUAAAGCGUCUCCUUGGGAGAAAGUUAAAAUGUUAGCAGGCCAACGAGAACGUGUCAAUAAUUCGCCACCUCAUGUGCGAAAGUUACGUUUAAGAGGAGAUUGGUCUGAUACUGGACCAGAUGCACGUCCAGAAAGAGACACAACGACAACUGUCAGUAUUGGUCAAGCGAGACCACAAUUACAUGCCACUUUGAUGCAGCGUAUGACCGAUGUUCUCUCACAAAUGUUGAAUGAUCCAAUGACAAGAGCGGCUUUGAGUGCAGGAGGAGAGGAUUCACUUGAUCCGAAUGAAACGUCGCAAAGAAAUAUUUUAGGUGAAGGACAAAGUAAUUCGUCUGCUCAGGAAGAGAACGCAGAACAGCCGGUGGAACAGAGUCAGAAUGAAGCGGAAGGAGAGCAAAGUGUUCACACAGAGGCAGAAGAAGUUGCCACAACAAGCAGGCAAGACCAAGAGCCGUCUGCGUCCACAAGCAACGCUGAAGAAAGACAAAGUGAAACUUCUGCAUGCGUUACAAGUCUGUACAGUCACCUAACAACGUUGCGUAACUUAAGGGACGGCUUUAUAGAACAACAUGGUUCAGAGCCUUCAGUCAGCCUCAGGUAUUCUCAGCAAAGCACGGCCAAUGCUACGAUCAGUUUAAGAGUUGGUAGUAGAUAACGAAUGGGGGGACAACACAACACAACCUUGACCUUGAGUUUGACCCCGCCCAUUUUCCCUCUCUUUCUUUCAAGGUCACUCGUUCUCUCUUACUUUUUCAAGGCCAACCCCUCCCACUUCCCCCCACCAUUUCAAGGCCAAGGCAUUAUUGGACCUUGGUGUUUUCAAGGUCAAGGUCAUUCAUGCUACUCCCCACUUUUCCAAGGCCAACAACUCCUCACUCAUUCAAGAUGAAUCGCGCAAUUGUCCUUACUCAUUUUCCACCCCAAACUGUAUAAAAGUUAAUGUGUUGUGUUGUGUAACACAGUUCUUGUGUAUAUCUGCAAUAACAAGAAAUUCUUUAAAAAAUGGAAGUUACAAGGAAGUGUUCGAUUUAUAAUACUCCUGAGGAUGUCAUAGUUUGUCCAUACGACAAAAACCACGUACUGCUCUGGUUUCGGCUUGAAAGGCACAUUUGGAAGUGUCAUCGGGCCGAUAAAGAAAAACAAAGGGCCUCAUGUGAAGUGAUGUUGAAAGAAGAAGAGGAGAACUGGGAUCAUUUCAAUGAGCCCAGCUACCUCGACUUCCUAAAAACUAAAAAGAAUCAUAAUGCCUUAAAUUAAAGAAGGCCGGGGUUCUUUAGUAGAAAAUAGUGUAGAAUAAGUUUAGCUAAGUAGUAGUAGUCGUAGUAAAAUGUAAAUAUUAUAUUAUUGUAUAAAAAAAAUAAAAGUUGUAAAAAAGC